This is a messenger RNA of Chara braunii, 1526 nucleotides long. Lineage: Eukaryota; Viridiplantae; Streptophyta; Charophyceae; Charales; Characeae. The record is from the annotation of a GenBank genome assembly.
GGGCCUCGCCACACCAAUGUUGAAACAUCACGAAAUUCUACAUAUGUCAGGAGAUUUUCGACAUUCCCUCUUUCGACAGAAAACCCCUCUUCGCCACACCGCAUGUCCAAGUGGAGAACUCACGAGUCGUAUGCACAAAAGAGACAAACUGGGGCGAAGAUAGGACAGGCGUUGAACAAUUAUAAUCAACGGUAUUCAAAGCCAUGGUCGGGAGGAUACCGACGCCAAGAGCGUAAUGAGGAGGACAAGUUUGACAAGAUCUAUAGUCUGCUUUCGGAGCAGGUGGAGGAACGCGAGUUACGGAAGCGUGAAGCAGCUAAGCAGGAGCUGCUGGAGGAGGAAAAGAUGAAGUUACGAGCAGAGGAGGAGAAAAGGCUUGCAACUUUGAAGGAGCAGGAGGAGCAGGAGGCAAGGCUGGGGAGGAUCGUUCGAACGAGUGUCAAGGCAGUUUGUGAGUCUGCCCUUGGCAGGAAGGUUGAGAUUCCGGAUGACGAUGCAAGUACUAUUAGCAAGCUGCAGAAGGAACUUAAUGAGCUACGGGAAAAGACUGCGGCAGGCUCGGGGGAUUCACGCAUAGAAGCCCUCCGGAAAGAGAAGGAGGCUCUAAUGAAGAUCAGGAAUCAAGAGAGUGAGGAGGACAGGCUGCAGCAGGAGAUUGCCGAGCUUAAAGACCAGAAAGGGAAGGACAAAGCAGAUGUCAGCAAGCAGGAUGAGAUAGCAGCGCUGCAUCUACAAAUUAAGGAGUUGAGCUCCUUUUGUGCUGUUCUUGAGGAGAAGAGUGCCGAGGUUUCCACCCUUAAAACGGAGAACGGGCACCUCAGGAAAGAUCUCCAUCAACUGCGGGAUGAGUUCGAGUGCAUGCGGGAGAAGCGAGGAUCGGGUGAGGUCACGUUGAAGAGUCCACCGGAGGAACCAGCGAAGGGAAAGCAACGAGUCGAUCCGAGCACCACAGCCAUGUAUACUCCUCGUGACAUGGAGGCCCUCCAGAAAGCAUACAAGGAUGCAUUGCGUCACAAGGAGAUGGCAGCAAAGGAGGUAGACUUUAUGCAGGAUAGGAUGGCUCGGAUGGGGGCGACGAGUGUCCGUAUUCGUGCUCGCAAAGCAUCGGCGAGGAAGACUACACCGCGGGAUCUGAAAGGGUCCUUCGAAACUGUCGAAGUGGAGUCUGAUGGUGAGGGAGCGGGUAGAGGAAACGGGGAAGGCACUGCUCGCAAGGAAACUAAUGCAGCUCAAGAUCGGCAAGUGGAGAAGAUGGCGAAAUUUAGGGAUAUACAUCUGAAGGAGCUUCGGCAGGCUAAGAAGGCUGACAUGGAAAAAGCCUGUGAAGAUGAAGGGAUAAGCUACAUUAAGCUUGAACAAGCAAAGGCUGAUGUAGCGGAGAUACGUGCUAGCAGGGACUUCGAUGCAUGGCUCAAGGAGGCGGAUCAGGCUGUGGAGGAUCAGGAUUAUGCCACAUCCACAGAGGACGUUCCCGACGAGUGAGGACACUCCCUGGGCGCAUCACAACUUAGGGAGCUGACCCUCUU